AUGUUCACGCAGAGAGAGAUGCUGUUGGAACACUAAAAAUUUGUGUCUGUCUUUGUAAUUCAACCAACAGGCUAUUAGAGUAGCAGUUGAACUGGCCAUGAAGAAUAACAAACAGCUAAUGGAGAUUGAAUUCCCCACAGCUGGACUUCAGUCUGUGCCAGGUGAUGGCGAAGGCGGAAUAGAGAUGACUGAGAGUAUGCAAUUGAUUCGAGAAUUUUGUGACCGCUUCAUUAGCCCAGAGAAAGCCUCACGAACAAGAAUAUUUUUUCCAGAGGCUAGCGAAGUUAAAUUUGCCAGACAAUCAGUCUUUGCUGGAGCUUCUUUUAAGUUGGACUAUCUGACAAAGCCAUCAUUUUUUCAAGAUUUUGGUUUAUUUGAGAAAGUGAAAAUGGCAGAUAGAGUGAAGCCAGCAGAUGAAGUUUUCUUGGUGGCUUAUCCGUAUUUUAAUGUCAAUGAAAUGCUUGUGGUGGAAGAACUUUACAAAGAGGCAGUCUUGAACACUGCAAGGAAACUGAUCAUUUUUAAUGGAGAACUCGAUCGUAUAAGAUCGGGGUAUUAUCCAUCAUUUUUCUAUCCAAAACUUGCUGCACUUAAUAAGACCCUCCUGCCUGUGAUGGAAACCGUGUAUUACAUUCAUAAUUUCAAGGGCCGCAAUGGAGGAACGCUCUUCAGGUGCUAUCCAGGACCCUGGAAGGUCCUCAGAAGCGUGGGGAAUAAAUUUAUGUGUGUACAUCAGCAGGAUGAUAUGCCAUCCCUUAAGGAAGUUGCUCUUGAAAUUCUUCCGUCAGCUUGAGAUUCCAGCAAUUGCAAGGCAUGGAUCCACAUCAAAAGUCAAAGAAAUAUGAAUGGCCUCAAUUGCAGCACAGUUUAUUGGGUCCCUUUUAACGGCACAAGCCUUAGCAACAAAGUAACCGCAAUACUAUUUAAAAUUGGUCCUCCUCUAUUUAUAGAAUAGGAAUGUGUGAUAAAUACCUUAAGUUAUCCCUUGUCUCAAUUUCUUAACUUUCUGGCCAAAAAAAAAAAAAAUCUUAACUACUAGAACGAUUCUGAUAUGGUCCUGAUGUUAAAUCCUUACUACACUCCUAGUCGUUUUUCCUA
Molecule: messenger RNA, 1098 nt
Organism: Prosopis cineraria
Lineage: Eukaryota; Viridiplantae; Streptophyta; Magnoliopsida; Fabales; Fabaceae
Exons: 7
Coding region: 98-793 (231 amino acids)
Source: RefSeq, a predicted model, not a curated record